AUGUCUUCACAGCCUUUACUAGAACCCGCAGGCAAACGAAUCGCACUGCCAGUUCGAGUUGAGCCCAAGGUGUUCUUUGCCAACGAACGAACAUUUUUAUCAUGGUUGAAUUUCACAGUGGUGCUGGGUGGAUUAGCCAUUGGAUUACUGAAUUUUGGAGAUCGCAUCAGCCGUCUAUCCGCCAUGCUGUUUACAGUUACUGCCAUGUUUGUGAUGCUUUAUGCAUUAUAUACCUUUCAUUGGAGAGCCACCAAAAUUAGAAAUAGAGAGGCAGCACCGUACGACGAUCGAGUUGGUCCUACCGUUUUAUGUAUAUUUUUGAUCAUUGCUGUGGCAUUUAAUUUCUAUCUACGCCUGAGGAAUCCAUCAGAGCCAUAA
Molecule: messenger RNA, 378 nt
Organism: Mucor velutinosus
Lineage: Eukaryota; Fungi; Mucoromycota; Mucoromycetes; Mucorales; Mucoraceae
Exons: 2
Coding region: 1-378 (125 amino acids)
Cellular component (GO): fungal-type vacuole membrane; vacuolar transporter chaperone complex
Source: RefSeq, a predicted model, not a curated record